GUGGGCGGUGCUUGGCGGCUCGCAGCGGCCAAUCGCAGGCCUGGCUGUUCGGUGUCGAACAGCUGAUCGAUGAGUCAGGGGGCGAGAGCAGCCGAAAAGGUCCCACUUGUUGCUGAGCAGCAGCGGCACGAGCUUCAGCUAACGGAGGGACAGACGGAGGGAGGGACAGACGGACGGAGACAUAUCGAUCCAUCUUCGCUUCACGUCCUCCAACCUGUCGGCAGACACCGGCCGGCUCCCCUGCAGCCUCCACGGCCGCUCCCGUGCUGACACACCGCUCCGCUGCCUCGUCCGCGGCUCUCAGGAAGUCUGGUUUGAUGUCUGCGUCCGUCCUGAAUGCAUCGCUGUGUGGACGCGUCAGUCUGGUCUGUGGCCUCCUCCUCCUGGCCUUCUCACCGCUCCUCACGGCAGGCCGACUGAGUAACUGCAGUCACCCCCUGGUGCCGGAACAUGGAGGUUUCCGAUGUGACCCGUCGCCGUGUCGAGGUUUCCCCCACAAGAGCGCCAUCCACUUCUUCUGUGAGCCGGGAUAUCACCUCAGCAGCAAGCUGCGGGUCUCCCGGUGCCGCCACGGGCGCUGGCAGCCUCCGAUCCCCGCCUGCAUCCCCAUCAGAGAAGGUCCCAACAUGAACUCUGACGACCGAGUGAACGACUCGAUGCCCAGCAUGGCCACGACGGCGGUGGGCGUGUCCAUCUUCCUGCUCACCACCACCGCCUGCCUGGUGGUUAAGUCCCGCCUCUACCCCUGUCAAUCACACAGCAGCCGUCGGUCUUCAGACCAGCUGGACCUGAUGGUGGACGGACUUCCUGUCUCCCUGCCCUCCUACGAGGAGGCGGUGUACGGCAGCUGGGGGCAGCGCCUGCCCCCCUGCUCGGCCCCGGGGCCCACCCAGCUCCUAUUGGCUCAGGAGGCUCCCGGCAGUCACACGGCGUCUCUCAACCACCAACCGGACGGCAGUCGCCGCCCCCUCCUCCUGUCCAGCCCCGACAACCCCCCGCCCCCCUACGAGGAGGUCCAGUCGUCACACGCCAGAGACAGGACGAGGGACGCGGACAAGGACACCUGACUGCCGGACCGCGGCGUUCAUACGGGACCACAGGACGGGGUUUGAUUGACAGCUGCAGUCUUCACUCUGCAGAUAAUGAAACGAAAACACAGACUGACAGCAGACUUCUGCACUUCUCCUGGUUGGCCGCAGCUCACCAGCAUCAGGACAGUCGGUCCAAUCACACGCUUGUUUAGACGAAGCCGAUGAGCUCUGAUUGGCCAGAUGUUAGAUCACAAAGACCUGACUGAUGAGGCUGUUUCUACACGGAACAGUGAUUGUAAAGUGCGUUGAAUGAAUGUAAGUGACAGAGAAGGGAGUUUACGUGCUGUCUGGUGAAAACCUUUAUAACCUGAAUGCCUUUUUUUGUGAUAAAUAUAUAUAUAUUUAACUGUUUAAACAAUAAGAUAUAUAAAGUAAAAAAAAAAAAAAAAAUCAUCACACAAACUGGAAUAAUGAGGUUUUCACAGGACAACCGUCGCAUAAAGUGUUGGUGUGUGGGGGUGUGUGUGUGUGUGUGUGUGUGUGUGUGUGUGUGUGUGUGUGUAUGUGUUGCUCUGGAGACGUCGCCCAUCCUUUCCCGUCAGUGACGGGCCAGAUCGCGCUGUUGCAGAAACCCUUGUGUGUUUCCAAGGCAACAAACUCUACUCCACUUCUGUCUCGUUCUGCCUUUUGUGCAGCGUUUCCUUCGGUGGUGUUGAUCUGAAGCCAGCGUGGUGCGCAGCAGUGGUGGAAAGAGUAUUCAGAUUUUUAUCUUUUAUAUGAUAUUCAAUGAGAUCAUCAUGCUUUCCUGGGAGAACCACGUAUCUCUAAAAAAGUUUUUCAAGUUUUCAUGGUGUCAGAUGAACAGCCCUGUUCUCAGCUUUGUGACGAUGCAUUUUCCAGCUGAUCCGAGAGGCUUUUUAAAGACUGUAAUUAGCUUUAAGAAGUAGGAGAACUUUCACAUAGAUACAGACAAAUAGAGGAAACACUUCAUCCUUUAGUGUCUCACAAACACUCAACAGCAACACAUCUGGAGAUACGUGGUUUUCACUGGACAGGGAGAGGAUGAAAAACUGUCAUCUGAAAAGUAAAUGAAGCUGUUAGACGAGUAAAAAGUAAAAAGUACAAUAUUUACCUCCUGAGAUGUAGUGGAAAAGCAAAAAGUUGCAAUAAAUUCUACAAGUAAAGUACAAGUAAAGUACCUCAAAUCUGUUGCAUUCCCCCACUGGUGCGCACUGUAACUCUGGUAACCCGGGAUGACAAAUAACACGUCGUGAUAUAGAUUGUGUGUGUGUGCAUUAUAUUUAAAGACUUGAAAAAGCUCAGAAGCCACGCGGUGUUUCACAUAAUAGUUUUAUGAAUUUGAAUGUACAGUGAAAGGAAUCUGAAACGACGUGUACAUUAAUUUACCCUGGUGGCGGCGGUGCUUUGAAACCUUUUCAUCCCACAACCUGCAAAAAAAAUUAAAACAAAAAACAAAAAACGCCCACAGACGUUGGACCAAAAAAACCCCGUGAACCAAUCAAACGGUGUCCUCACGUCAGCCGGCCGGCCCCCUCUCGCGAUGCCUUCACAGACCUUGAAUGUAAUUUAUGUUUUUUGUUUUGUGGCAACAAAUCUUGACUAUUAAUAUGGAAUUGUAAUAUUUACAGGAAGAUUAUUUGUACAUUGUAUUAUUGCACAAGAUUAUAUGGAUAAAUAAAUGUUGAGGUGUUUGACAUAA
Messenger RNA from Etheostoma spectabile (orangethroat darter), 2751 nucleotides. Its product is annotated as sushi domain-containing protein 6. The coding region runs from base 318 to 1067 and encodes 249 amino acids. The record is from RefSeq and is a predicted model, not a curated record. Gene Ontology annotation, biological process: DNA damage response. Lineage: Eukaryota; Metazoa; Chordata; Actinopteri; Perciformes; Percidae. The transcript has 5 exons.